GUUAUGCAGGAUGUAUAUAGCAGUGGUAAUAACUGCGGCUCGAGUGGCGCGCUUAAGCCGAGAUAAUGCUCACCUUGAGCGUCUGCGGCCUUUUUUGCUCCCAUCGGAAAAAAGGAAUAGGUUUUACGAAGCUGCGAGUCGGCUGGCAUUUCGAAAGCGCUGCGCCGACGGGCCGAAAAAAGGGAUGAUAAAGGUUUAUUAGAUUUUUUCCGCGGCUGAAGCAAAGCACGGCAGCUGCAAGCGGCUACAAGGCCGCGCGCGAGCCUCGGGAGCUGGAGAGACAAGACAAGACGAGUAUAGAACUGGCGGAAUAUCCAGAAUAUGCCGUGAAAAAGUUGGCGGCAUCUAGCCGCGCGUCAUAUACUCCUCCGCCUCCUCUGCAUCGCGAGCACCGGCAUUUUUAUAAGCUCCAUAAAGUCUGCGCGCCUCGAGGAGAUAGUCAUCGAAAAAAGGCCCGCUCUCCGUCUCUCCUUUAAUUCUCACUUUCACCGCAUCUGCCCGUCUUGCGUCUUGUGCUCCCAGCUAAAUCCCUCACUUUCUCCGUCUCCGUCGUCGUCGUCGUCGUCGUCGGCGGCGUCCGAUUCUGGUUUCUCUCUCUCUCUCUCUCUCUCUCUCUCUCGACCCGCGCGAGUCCCCUGCUUCGAGGUAGGAGGCGGCAUUAAAGUGCUCCACAGGUAUAAAAUUGACUUUUUAUCGCGCACGCCGAGACAGGAAAUUAGUCAGCGACCUUUACGGAGAUUCCGAAAGCCCCUCCUUUUAGCUUCUUUUGCCGAGAUUCGAAUAGCGACUCUAGACUCUCUGGCCGCGGCAUGUCUCAUGUUCUCGAAAGGGGUGUCCUCUGCCGCGCUCUGCACCGCACCACCCUCAUUUAUCAGCUGGCGCGGCAAGCAAGGAUUCGUUAUUUGCGUGCAACUAGGGGAGGAUCGGGCGCGUCGAUCGUUUUGCACUUUUUCAAGGCGCGGAACAAGAAAAGGCUCGAUGCCCCGGUGCACCGUUCGUAGGCGCGCACGAGUCGAUCGUCGCCGGUUCGUUAACCGGUGAGCCGUCGGCGGCGCGGCGAGUUUCGCUUUCGGUUUCGCUUUCGGUUUCGCUUUCGGUUUCGCUUUCAGUUUUGGUUGCGGUUUCAAUUUCACGAGUCUGCUGCUCGUCUAGAGCGGUCAACGUGCGCGCGCUAACAUGUAUCGGAUCGCGAUACGCUCUCGAGUUUAGGCGCGCGCAGACGUCGUCGGAGACAAGUGUGCCCUUCGCCCGCGCACCCGCGCACCCGCGCAACGAGUGUGCUCCAGAGCAAUGUAGACUAAUGAUUCUGUCUGAGUGGGAAAUUGAUCAGCAGCGCUGCUGCGAAGGGGGGAGCUAAAAACUUUGGACGCGCGGGCGGCAAAGGGAAAAGGAAAAAGUUCCUUCCACGAGCAAGCUGGAGGAUUACGAGAAGGAAAAAAGCGAGUGGCAUUGUGCGCGAGGGAUCGGCCGGGAAGAUGGAGUGCUUCUCGACAUCGCGAGUCCCGCGACUUCUAUUCCGCGCAUCGACGCGCGCCGACUUGUAUAAAAAUGCGGAAUUGCACCGGGCGAGCCGCAGGUAGCUCUAUGCUCAUUGCCGUAGAUAAAAUUCUCGUUUGCUCGAGUGCGGCGGCCCGACGGAGAGAAAAAGAGCGAGUCGAGGACGAAAACAAUGCGCGAGUCUCUUGACUCUCUCUCUCUCUCUCUCUCUCUCCCUGUCGUCGUCGCGGCGAAGGGUUCAAAGGUUGUGCGCCGAGGGCUGCGCUACUUGGAACUCGACUGAGUGGCUAUUGGGACGUGCACGAGCUCAAUCUCCCGCAAUCACAACCAUUCGGGAUCGAGAGCGUGCUCAACUGCGGCAGGCGGCGAGGGCUUCUCCAGAGGGAGGGAGAGCGAGAGAGCGCGCUCCUUUCCUCUCCCUCGCGUGCGCGACGCGACGCGGAGGUAGGAGAAAAAUUCGGCUAAUCGUCCAGAUGCGCCGAUCGCGCCCGCCUUUUCGUUCGCGGGGGAGCCGAUCCGAACGGAGCGCUGAGAAGAAGAAGCGAGCUCGCAAGCAGCCGAGUCUGUUUGGAUCGGCGGCGGUGACUGCGCCGCGCGCGCCAGCGGUGGAGGGAGGCGCGCGGCGGUGCGGCGGUGCGGCGGUGCGGCGGUGCGCAGCGACUCGCGAGGAGAUCGCAUCGCUCUCCGGCGGCCAGCCAGCCAGCCAGCCAGCCUGCCUGCCAGCCAGCGGCAGUUUCAUUCAGCGCGCCGUGGAAAGCGGCCGCCUCAGCGAGAGAGGCAGCGAGGAACUCGGGAAUUGCCUCGAUCGCCGAGUAUAAUACUUGUAUACUUAGGUACGCCGAGACGCAUCGCAGCCGCACAGCAGGCCCAUGUGGCAUGGCUGCAGCAUGUUGUGAACGAGCAGGAGCAGCGCUGCAGCGGCUGGCGCGGCCCGCGUGAGAUGACGGGCGUAGUACGAGCCAGGGCUACUACCGGCGCGGCGCUUCUGCUGCCGUUGAUCAUCGCGCUGUUGCGCGCCAGGCCCGCGACCGGGGGCGUAUGCUGGUCGAACGUCAACAGCGCGGGCCGCUGCAAGGAGAUCCUGUCGCAGGGCGUGAGCAAGGAGGAGUGCUGCGGGGGCGCGAACGCCCCGGAGACGACGGCCUACAGCGAGGAGGACUACGACAACGGGGCCCUCUUCUUCUGGCAGGUCCUGGGCGGCGGCGUCAAGUGCGACUCGUGCCGCUCGAGCUGCCUCGGGGUCAGCUGCUCGGAGGGCCGCAAGUGCGUGCUGCGCCGCGGGAUGCCCAAGUGCGUCUGUAGGCCCGAGUGCCGGGAGAGCAAGGCCCAGGCCGAGGGCCCGGUCUGCGGCACCGACGGCCGCACCUACCGCAACGUCUGCAAGCUCAAGAGGCGCGUCUGCAGGAAGGGCUACCACGAGCUCGCCGUCGCCUACGGCGGUCAGUGUCGCUCUUCCUGCCUGGGGGUGCGCUGCCGGCACGGGCGCAGCUGCCUCCUCGACCAGAACCUCAGCGCCCACUGCGUCAAGUGCUCGCGCAGGUGCAGCAUCGGCAGCGCGGGCGGUCAGCCGCAGGAGGCCCAGCAGGCACGAGAAGCCCUGAGGCCGGUCUGCGGCGUCGACGGCAACACCUACAAGAGCGCCUGUCACCUCAGGGCCGCGGCUUGCCGCGCGGGCCGCGCCAUCGCCAUCGCCUACAAGGGCCCCUGUCGCAAGUACACGGACUGCAGGAGCAUCCAGUGCCGGCCGGGGCAGCUCUGCCUGACGGAGCCCCACACCGAGCGGCCGCGGUGCGUCACCUGCCUCUACCGCUGCCCCAGGAACAAAGAGCUCGUGCGCGAGCGCAACCGGCACCGGAACCGCGACUACCAGGAUCCCAGCCCCCUCGCCCUCUGCGCCAGCAACAACGUCACCUAUCCGAGCUGGUGCCACAUCAUGAAGGACGCCUGCCUCACGGGACUCGUGCUCGAGACGCGCCAUGCCGGGGCUUGCAACGCCCGGGACCCUCCUCCCUUUCACGAGAACGCGAGCGCGGCCAAGGAGUUGCAGCUGACGAAGAAACCGAUCGGCAAGGGCAAGCCUUCAAAGUCCAGCGCAGCCACUUCUUCUGCCGCCACCACCACCGCCACCACCACCACCACCACCAGCAGCUCCAACACCACCGCAGCCGCCGCCACUUCUUCCUCCUUCUUGUAAUGGCGUUGGCCCUCGCGGGACGACUUGGUGCAGUUCUUUUAGAUAGACGAGCAAUUUUCGCCAUGACACAGUAUUUAUAUUUUGCCUCUCGCGUAUUAGGCCCUACCCACUCCCCUGCUGCGCGCGCAUGCACAGCGAGCAUCGAGUAUUACAUGCGCGCGGAUCGACAGAAGAUCGAGGCCGGAGGCGUAAUACGGAUAGAGGCGAAUGCAUUCUAAUAUAUAGUGCGGAGUAGAGUCCCAUCGAUCAUGUAGCAUAAUCGUCGUACUUAAUUUAUUUUAUGCCUCACGCGUAUUUCCUGCUGCGACUUUCAUCCUAUCGUCCUUCAUUCGCCGCGAUCUUAAUUAAUUAUUAAUUAACAAUAAUAUAGGUAUAGGCAAAAACGUAUGCACGGAAUACACACUCGACGACAUUGUAUAACUGGCCAUAUUAAUCGCUCUUGCCAGAAUUACAAUUUCCACUCAUCUAACAUCACCAAAUGUAGUCUUUAAUCAAAGCAACAAGUCACACACAAAUUCUAGUAGAAACUAAUUGCAUCUGCCGAGAGUUGCACAAUUUUACUUUUUAGUACGCACCACUACAGUCGGAUGUUUCAUUGUACACACAAUUGUUACGAUAAACGUCUCAAUCCGCCAGCUCUUCAUUCCCACUUUUUUCGCGCGUUUUGCAUGUCUCUAAAAAAUCUUCACCUCGAUGUGCUAAGCAUUAAAAUUGUUGACCGCAGGCAGACAGGAUUCAUUGAAUUGAGUAUAAUGCAAUAACGGUGAAUACUUAUUAUAUCUAACACACGCAAAAUGCAUUACCCUCGCGUAGUGUGUGCCAAGCAUGUCACAUGCUUACGCCGAGGGUUAACGAAAAGUAUGCGAGUAGAUGCGAUCAUAGUUCCUUUUUACGAUACGAUAUAGACGAUAUAGACGAUAUAGACGAUAUAGAUAUUUAAUAUAAAUUAUUCUAGGCUUAAAACAUUAUCGAUAGCAACUAUAUUUGAUCUUAAGAGUAUCGAUAUAGCUCAAUGGUAUUAAGAAUGAAAAAUAGUCGUAUACCCGUUGUACGUUUUAUAGGUAUACAUCGUCCUACUCUAACUCAUAUUUUUCAUCACCUCAUAUUUUACACUCGAAUAAAUAUGUCCGAUUCAUGCCGAAAAUUUUCAAUUAAUCCGUAAGCAUAUUACAUAUACGUAUAUAUCCUAUGUAUAUCUGACAAUAAAAACAACAACAGCGCGCUGUCCACGUUACGCUAUAUAUCUAAAUACACUGUAGCAGUUCAUAACUUAUAAGCCAUCUAUGCACUUGAGAAUUUCUUUGUCUUCGACAUUAUCUCCGUGUGUCUUUAUUUAAAACUUUUUUCCCUUCAUUAUCGAUUAUCGAUUUCCUCUCAAUAUUUUUAUAACUUCGACUCGCACACAAGUAUUAAGGUAGUCCGAGUAUCAAGUCGUUCUUCACGUUGAUGAUAUCGAAAUUUUCAUUAUUUACACCUUUAAUAUAUCUAAUACCUAAAGACUGUAUCAUUAAUAUAUUAGUGAUGGAUUUCGAGACUCGAGAUUUUAUAUUAGGGUUGUGCCUCUGAUAUUAAAUGCUGAAUAAAUGACUGAUAAACAAUCUAUUAGUAUAGUCGGAGCAUGCAAAUACCAAUCAUGAAAUAAAAUUAAUUCUGCUAACAAAAUUGGAUUGUAAUAAAGCUUUAAAAAUUUGAAAAACUCAUCAGAAAGAUACUAUAAUAUAUUAUAAGAAAAAUCUUAGAAAGUUUCUUAUCAAAGUGUUCAUAAUUAUGUAUUAAUUUUUAACAUACAUACAACUGUAAUUAUUUGAAUAUAUUUUUAAUUUAUUGCGAAUGUAUUUAUGUAGUAUACAUUGUUAAGCCUUUUUUAAAAUAAAAAGAUGCUCGUACUACCUUCACUGCUGAUUGAGCAGAUUAUCAUCACCUGACCAAUUCCUUAAUAGACAUUUUAUUUGUGCAUAUAAAACAUUAAAUUUGUGUAAAAAUUUGUGUACUUUGUUGUAAGUAAUUUUGUAAAUAUUUAUAAAUUAUGAAAAUGUAUACUCAUAAAAAGUAGUUUGCAUAACAAUAAUUGAGUUGUUUUAUUAUACCUUCAUUUUUACUAAUUAAGUAAAUGAAUAAAUAAUAAAUUAAUUUUUAGUUUGGCAGGCCAAUGUGAAAAUGUGCUUAUGUGCUUUUUAAUACUUUCUGUAAAAGUUUAUUAUCAAAAGAGAACCUGUGUGGUGAGAAGAAAUUUAGAUACCAACAAAAAAGUGCACUUCUAGACUAGUUUUUAUAAUGCCAUCUUGUUUGCAAAUGUACAAAGGUUUUUUUAUUUCUAAGUUCAUA
Molecule: messenger RNA, 6016 nt
Organism: Nasonia vitripennis (jewel wasp)
Lineage: Eukaryota; Metazoa; Arthropoda; Insecta; Hymenoptera; Pteromalidae
Product: follistatin-A
Exons: 5
Coding region: 2438-3691 (417 amino acids)
Biological process (GO): anatomical structure development
Molecular function (GO): protein binding; collagen binding; extracellular matrix binding
Source: RefSeq, a predicted model, not a curated record